CUUCAGUGGUUGCCUGAGAAGAGAAAGACAGCUAAGGAGCUAUUGUAACAUCCCAUCUUCGAUUCCUUGAAUAAGAAGCGUGCCCAGUGGCGAAUGGAUUCCUGAAAUGGCAUGGCAUUUUUGUAGAUGCGGGUGUGAUUGUGAGGAGCCCAUCAAGACCCCCUUCAUGAAGUUCCACGGAUCCCCUCAUGCGACGGACAAAACGAAAGAUCCGUGGCACGCAUCCGCGGCGUUCCGCCGAAAGGAGGACUUCAAGGGGUCGGGCGUAUCUCUGCACGUAUAUCCGGACGGGACCGUGAUGCCCUCCAAGGCUGAGUUCCCCCGGUACCAAGCGACGGCCGCUACAGUGGAAGAAGUGGGCAAGGACAACGCCAAGUGGCUUAGCCCUGAAUUUGUUGCCGCUUGGCAAGCGGCCGAUGAGGCAGAUGCCGCCUCAAGCGAUAAGAAGGGCAAUGGCAAGGCCAAGGCUAAGGCUAAGGCUGAAUCCUCCAAGGGCUCUUCGUCAAAGCAGCACAUAUUCUCCGGGAAACACUGCCCCUCCGCCGCCGCCAGCAGCAGCAGCAGCAGCAGCAAGGGAGAAGCCACGGACCACAACAAGUAUACCAUAGAUCCGAACACCGGAAUUCUGUACCGCUAUGCGGAAAACGGCGUGAUAGUGUAUUUGGAUCCCGAUACCCAGCUCGAGUACUACUAUGACGAAGAUGGACAGGCUGUGUGGGUUUGACUGCGGAGGGCCCAACAACUCUGAUGGAAUAUUGCUUUCCCUGGGCUUGAGCUCGAGGUUUCAUUUUAUCGACAGCGUCGCUGAACUUUUGCUCAGCGAGGGGCUCGACAAGUAGUAGUAUUACAGCUGCAAAUAACUGAAGCUAGCUGGCCAAGGAAGACGUCUCCCACACAC
Phialemonium atrogriseum is the source of this 898-nucleotide messenger RNA. RefSeq lists its product as uncharacterized. The record is from RefSeq and is a predicted model, not a curated record. Lineage: Eukaryota; Fungi; Ascomycota; Sordariomycetes; Cephalothecales; Cephalothecaceae. The transcript has 2 exons. The coding region runs from base 107 to 724 and encodes 205 amino acids.